Messenger RNA from Bradysia coprophila, 1328 nucleotides. RefSeq lists its product as uncharacterized. Gene Ontology annotation, molecular function: protein binding. Lineage: Eukaryota; Metazoa; Arthropoda; Insecta; Diptera; Sciaridae. The record is from RefSeq and is a predicted model, not a curated record.
ACUUGUCAGUUUAAAAAAACGUAAUGCCAGACGGCAGUGUUUUGUCGAAAAUUUAAUCAGUUGAGUUUGUCAUCAAGCAUUUUUGAUCGUUUUUUGAAAAAUGAGUACCGCAUUUUACUGCAGCGAAGCUAUACAGUUAUAUGUCCACAAUUCAAAAACAUUACUCCUGCGACUGGAUGACUUUGUUGGAGAACGAGACACCUGUUUCAUCGGUUUGCCAAGUACCGAUUAUUCUGAUAAACGACGAGAAAAAUUUCGAUUUUAUACGGUGCUCAAUUACUCCGACGACGUCGGAAACGAAUUCGGGCUGUGGAUCUAUGUGUACCAUCCCUCGUUUAACUACAAAAUCCAGGGCUGCACAUUCCGCGUGAUCAAGGGAAUGAAUGCCAUUGUACUGCCACCAACUACGGUUUCGGAUGCAGUUGUCGGUAUUUACCGAUCGCCAUGCUACGACAUUGUAAACAACGAGGGCAUUCUCGACUUUUUGAUACAUUUCCCCAAUAUGACAUUCGAGACAUCCGAACUAAGCGACUGGCCCGUUCAAAGCGAAGAUAAUGACGGUGGUGCAGCUCACACCGAUGCACCGGUAACAGCUAAUAGAAUGGAGGAGGUCAAUCUCGGCGAUGAUUUAUCGACAGCCUUCAAGGAAAUGAUGAAGCAGACGGACUACGAUGUCUAUUUCGUGGUCGAUGGGACAAGAAUUGGAUCGUUUAAGUUUGCAUUGUGUGCCGUUUCGGACGUAUUCAGAGCCACAUUCAAAAACUACACACAAGAAUCUCAAUCCGGUGAGAUUGUAAUUCAUGACUUCGGGCACAAUAUUGUGCAGAUGUUUGUCGAUGCGUUGCAUACGCACAAAAUCUAUUUUAACGAUGAUCCAGUCGUGACAUUAGAAUUGGGUAUGCUAGCCAACAAAUACAAUGUCGAAUGCAUUGAAAAAGCAGCUAAGGAAGCCUUCAACGUCAUGGAUGUUAACCGGCAUAACUUUGUCGAUGUUUACAGGCUAGCAGCUUAUGACAAGGGAAUUAUGGACCAACUGAUGCGACGAUUUAUUGAAAUGAGGGUCGACACCAACGACAUCGUGGGCUUCGAAGAACUCACCGACAAAACGAAAAUCGAUUUCUACCGAUCUGCUCAUCAAAAAACAAUUGGCAAAUAAAUCGAUGUAACAUGUGAUUCGCUUUGUAGUAACCUGACAAGACAAGUUCUGAAUUUAAUCCGAUAUAAUCGGAACUCUACUGUCAAGUUCCGAACAUAUUCAAUUUAUAGAUCGUAUUUUUAUGGUUGGGAAUGUAAUACUAAUUGACAAGAUUAUCAAUAAAUCUAAUACA